Messenger RNA from Drosophila kikkawai, 4038 nucleotides. RefSeq lists its product as uncharacterized. The record is from RefSeq and is a predicted model, not a curated record. Lineage: Eukaryota; Metazoa; Arthropoda; Insecta; Diptera; Drosophilidae. Gene Ontology annotation, molecular function: acyltransferase activity, transferring groups other than amino-acyl groups.
AUCAGUUCGUUGUCGUCAGUCAGUCAGUUCAGUUCGGUUUCCCAGUCAGCCGCAGCAGCAGCACCACAGUCCGAGAAAAACCAUCCAAGGCAGCGAAUUGGAGCAGGAACAACAACAUCAGCAGUAGCAGCAGCAGCGGCUUGAGCAGCAGGAAAAAGUAGCAGCAUUGCCAGCAGCAUUAGUAGCAAUAGCAGCCACAAACAAAUCCGGACUCAGUGGAUGCAGAAAGUUCCCCAACUAAAGCAGCCAAAAUCGAAUUAGUCGAACUCGAGAGGAAACUCAAUUCCACGGUGCGUGAACUGUCCCCGUGGGUGUGCGUGUUCUGUCGGUGCGUGUGUGUUUGUGUGCGUGAGUGUCCUUGGCUGGCUGGCCAAAAACAAAAACAAGAAAGCAGAGAAAACAGAGAACACAGAAAGCUGAAAACGUAGGAGUAACCGUCAAAAAAAAUAAAAGCUAGUGCGAAAUUCGGAACAGGCGCCGCCGCCAGAACUCCGGCACAGGCAUAGACCAUACAUAUGCACUGCAGCAAAUCAGGCCAGGCCGCAGCAGGAAAAUCAAUGCUCGGUUAAAGCCACAAAUUGCACAGAUAGACGCGCGCCGCGAAUCAAAAACGAUAAAGAACCAGCGAGAAUAAUAAUCGACUGCAAAACUCCGAACACCCCCUCCAGCCCCACUCCACUUCGCCCCCCUCCGGUCGCCAUGUUGUUGGGCUAGCACACACACACACACACAUAGCAAAACGCACGCAGUAAAAUCGCCUGGACAGCAGCAGCAGCCAAGCUGAGCUAACUGUAAAAAGCAAAGAGACGCCGCCUGGUUAGGCCAUCAGUGUGGAGGUGCAACGGGGGCAAGCGGACGAACAGGAGAGACAGGGAAGAAGCGACGCAGAGAGCAGCAGCAGCGGCAGCCCAGCAGAGCUAACUGUAUUCAGGAAGAGGCUGCUGCCACAACAGUAGCGUCCAUCAAGUUAGGCUCACCCCAAUAAUCAAUCGCAGCCGAGGAAUAAUCAAUCGCUCUCAAGCCUGCCGACAUCUCCAUUCAAAAAAGGCCUAACCAAAGCAGCGAAGUAAAUCAAGGAAAGAACAUAAGCACCACAAGCCAAUUCCAGAAAAGAAAAUCCAAGAAAAACGAAAUAAAUAGGAAAAACUAUCAACAAAAAAAUUUUAAUAAUAUAACUAAAUUUUCUAAUGAAGACAUCUGUGAUUUGCCUAUAAAAAAACAUAAAUUUAUAAAAACCAAACAAUUAUUUUCAUACUGCACUUUUUCAAAAAACCAAAAACAAAACAUAACUAAAAACAAAACCGAAAACAAUUUAUUUAAUAAAUUUCAAAGCAUAGAUAACGAAUAAUUCGGUGAGAGUAUAAAAUAGAAAAUAAAUAAAUAUAUCGCGCACGCAACGCUGACACGCCUCGAGGAUAAAGACGAAAAAAAAAAACCGCAAACUAAGACGAAGCCGCACCACACCAAAAGCAGAAACCGCAGCGGAGGCAGCCACAAAUUCACACAAGGUCAACGGAAUUAAUAUUUUUUAAAUGGAAAUCAUUCCUGAAGGUAAACACUUUCGUUUGGUGCAUGAAUCAGAGCUUCCAGAAAUUUUGGUAACUUUAGAACGCUAUUUGCCGGAAUCAUUAAAGUUUCAUCAAACCAUAAAAACGUACCUGAAUGAUCGUAUUUGGGAUUUCAAGUUUUAUGUUGCUAAAGAUUGGCCCGACAAACCGAUAAUUCUCCAUUUUCCAGGAUGCACGCUUGCGCCGCACAACAAUAUAUACCAAACGCUUGGCAUAUUUUGUCCAUCCGCACACAUCGAGCAUGUCGAUAUGCUGCGCACCGAAGAUGUACUUAUAGAUUGGCAGAAGCCUAUGUACCUGAACUUUACGCACAUCGCCAUUAUGAAUCGCCUGGAUGACUUCUACUCCAAGUUCGGUGUGAUGGAACGACUCAGUGGUGAUAUCUACGUGUGCAACAAGCUGAACGCCGAUCUGGAGCUGGAUCCGCUGCCGGAGGAUGCGGAGAUGCGACUGCUGACACUGGACAAUGUCCAUGGCAUCCACGAUCUAUAUCCUGCCAAUGAAAUCGAGUGCGUCCAGCUGUUUGACAUCCUUGUCCGCAAGCUGCCCGGCCUGGGCAUUUUUCGCAAGGACACUGGAGAGCUAGCCGCCUGGAUGGUUCACUCCUACUAUGGCGCCAUGUUCUCAAUGCAAACACGUCCAGACUUUAGGCGAAUGGGCUAUGGCAUCCGGCUGGCCAAGUCACUGACCCAGCUAGUGAUCGAGCGCGGCUACACGCCCUUCGUUGUGAUACGUCCAGGAAACGAUGCGUCCCGUAAUCUGUACACCAAGCUGGGCUAUGAGAAGGCCUUCGAGACUUGCCGGGUCCGGAUGACGCCGGACUGUUACGAGGACAGCACCGUGGGCACAAUUGGGAACACAUCCUACGGCAAGUUUCCGCCGCUGCCGCAGGGCGAGUGCGUGGUGGUGACCAAGCUGGCGCGAAAGCAUGUGCCCGGCGAGAGCCAGACGGUGGAUGAGGGCAUCGAGGAUAUGUUGGCUGAAAAAUGUGAUAUCGGCGGCGAUGAGGCGAGGGAGCGCAAGACCACGACCGACGAGGGCAUCGGCGAGGACAAGUAGGCCAGGAUGCACCACAUAGAAAUGGAGAUGGAAGGUGGAUAGAGAUCGAUCGGAGCGCUACGCCUACGCUAAACUUAUGCUUAAAGCUGUAAGCACCCCUUAGGACUCUUUAGGACAGGAUGGAAAUAAGAAUGGAAGGCAGGACAAGGCACACAACAAGUGGCGUUGAUUUUUUAAACAAAAUUAUAUUAACGAGAAAACAAACAACAAAAAAAACCAAGGAGAAACUGUACGAGUAUAUUUAUAGAUGGUAUAUGAAGCUUCCUCACUCAGAACGCGAUGGCGUCGAUCCGUGACACGUGAAUUUCGGCCGGAAUCAAGGGAUUUAUUUUAUAUGGGUAUUUCAUUAUAUAUAUAUAUACAUGUAUAUAUAUGUAGGAUUCGAUGUCAAGCACUAAACAAUAACAGGGGGGAAUGAUUAUGAAAGCGCUGAAGUCCGAAAAUUUUAAAUGAAAAAUAUGGUAACCCGGAACAAAUACAGAGAGAACCGAAAACAGAGAGAAAUUUUAAUUUUUUGCUAAGAAUGCUUAUACAAAAAAACUGAACAAGAAACACAAACCAACAGCAGACCCAAGGAGCGCAUCAAUUUAUUAAAGAAAAACGAAAAAAAACUAAAAAACUAUUAUAAAUAUUAAACUCUAUAUAUCAAAUUGUUAAACAAACAACAACAAAAAAAACAAAACAUACACACAACUACUUCUCUCUUCUGGCUCUCCUCUAAACAGGAAGAUAAUUUUUGAAUCAAUCUCGCUUGGGCCAUGGAACAGAGCUUUGCACACAGACACACACACACUAUAUAUUCCUCUCCGUUUCCGAAUACCACAUAUAAAAUACAAAUAUAUAUUUUUCAAGUAACAUUAUGGAAUACUUUCGAUGACCCAAACAAAGUGCUUUGAUUUUAAACUACUUUUGGAUUUAUAGGCUUUUUCAAAUUUAUAUAUAUACAUAUACCCAAAAAGAAGCGAAAACUAAAACAAAAAUCCAAAAAAUAAAUAUAUAUAUAUAUUUUAUUAUUACGAAAUUUUAUUAAACUAUGCAAACACGAGUACUCAAUGAUUUUUGCUCCUAUUUAGCUGAUCUGAAACAAAAGGAAAACAAACAAAAUGAAACACGCCAAAGAUGUCUUCUGCUUCAUUUUUAAGUACAUACUUCCCCAACUUUUCCCAAACCCAAAUCCCCACUCUCUCUCCCUCUCCCUCUCCUAUAAAUGAUGACUCUUGAGUCUUCUGUGGAGGUUUUCUAUUAUAAAAACAAUGCAAAAACCGAAUCUCAAAAUAUGUAUAUGCAAAAGAAAAUCAAAUUUAAUGAAAAAGUUAUAUAUUACAACUGCUAUAUUGUAUGUACUCGAAACUAAAAAGAAAAAAAAAAACGAAUGAGAAACAAAAAAAAAAAUAAAACACAAAAAACUGAA